Alosa alosa (allis shad) is the source of this 2770-nucleotide messenger RNA. RefSeq names its product THAP domain-containing protein 5-like. The transcript has 3 exons. The record is from RefSeq and is a predicted model, not a curated record. Lineage: Eukaryota; Metazoa; Chordata; Actinopteri; Clupeiformes; Clupeidae. The coding region runs from base 58 to 1341 and encodes 427 amino acids. Gene Ontology annotation, cellular component: nucleus.
UUCAGCCAGCACAAUGUUCCUGGCUUUGUUUACUAAAAAAUAGCUAAGUAACUCAAAAUGCCCCGGUAUUGUGCAGUGAAACUCUGCAAAAACCGUGGAGGGGUACUUUCAAAAGACAACAAAAGGAUUAGCUUUUAUCCGUUCCCGUUACGAGAUCAGGUCAGGCUUCAGAAAUGGGUUGAUAACAUGAAACGCCAGGAGUGGACACCCAGUCGGCACCAGUACUUGUGUAGUGAGCAUUUCACAGAAGACUCUUUUGAUCUUCGCUGGGGAAUUCGGUACCUCAAGCACACAGCAAUUCCGACAAUCUUCCCCUAUAUAUGUGAUGAUGAAAACAAUAGAAUCCAGAACAAGAAGAACUCCAGGGUCAAAGGGAGAACAUGCGACACAAACGUCCAGCUCAUCAGAUCCUUGUCCCCGCCAAAGAAGAAACCUCUCAUCCUCAAAGACAACGACUUCCACAUCAUCAACAACAACAACAGCAGCAACACCAAUGACGAUGACAGCAGCGGCAUCAUCACCGGCCAGACGACAGAAGUUAGCGAGGCAGACGGCCAAGUCUUCUCCGUCCUCCUUGUGGGACACCUGAAGCUGGAGACGACUCUUCGUCCAGAGGAGGAGGGGAAGUUGCCAGUCGGGCCCCACCUCACACAGACUGGUGUCCCCUCACCUGUGCGUGUGUCCGUCUGCGAGCACCCAGGUGGGCUGCUGGCGGACCCAGGUGACGCCCAGGUGAAGAGCGAGACGGAGGAGCCCUUCUGUGUUCGCUCAGCCGUGACCGCACUGUUGCCCUGCGAUCCGGUCACUCCCUUCCCAGACUCCACUUCCGGAGCUGCCGACCAGGGGACGGCCCAUUUGUUACAAACUGGACUCAAUCAGAGCAUCACAAUCGGCCCAAUUAUGUGUUUAAAGGCGGAGGACGAGCAAGAAGGAUCCGGAGUAAUAGUUUUCUCAGACGCACACAGAGGGGCAGAGGGCGAGGCAGGACCGGACAAGGACGAGGCGGCGGAGGCGGCGGAGGCGGCGGAGGCAGCGGAGGCGGCGGAGGCGGCGGAGGCAGCGGAGGCGGCGGCGGACGCACAGACGGAGGGUGAGGGGGAGGGCGAGCACGCCUGCCUGUGCGAACACUCGUACUCGCGGCAGGACCUGGACCAGGAGCAGCUGUGGGGCCGCAUCGCCGCGCUCCACGCCAAGAUCACCGAGCUGGACCAGCGCGAGGAGGAGACGCUGGCCAAGAUCCAGGCGGCCGAGGACAAGGCGGCCCAGCUCAGGAAACAGAACGUUGUGUGCGAGGAGAAACAGAAGGCAUUGGAGGAGUACUUCACUGCCUUCCUGCGGUAGUCCGCUGUCAUUUUUUGUUUUGUUUUGUCUUGUGCAGAGUUCAGAGUUUGAAUGUGAUUUUUUUUAAUGUGAUCUUUUAUCUUGCUGGCUCAACUGUCACCAGCUCCCUUGGGCUAUAGCUUUGAUACGAUUAGCCGUUUACAGACAACAUGCACUUACAGUCCAGUUUCAGAGGUAUCUAUGGGCAUCUAAUCAUCCUGUUCUGUUACUGAGGUUGAAAACAAUUUCUCCACAUUGACAUAGAACAUAAACAUAGCACAGAGCAGACAAUAUAAGAUAUUGUCUAUUUAUAGAAAUAAAUCUAACACAUUUUGUAAUGCAAAAUACCAAAAAUGCACUGUAUUUGCAGCCGAGGCAGACCAAUUAUUUAUUUACUAUUGCUAUUUAUUUUGCAUAGUUAAAGACAGUUUAGAAUGUUUUCUACUGCAGCUACUUCUAGCAAUUACGUUACUUCAUAAUGAGGUCUGGCAAUGUGAACGAGACAUGCAGAGCAUUUUCCCCCCAUCAGAACAAAAGAGAGAAAAUAUUAAUUUCUGUUUGUGAAGUACUGUUUACAGUUAGAUAGAAGCACCCUCAGUUCAGAUUCAUUCAGGUAUUAAACAACACUAAAUUUAUGGGAAAAUGCAAGAAUCCAUCUCUACCUUUUUAUUUUAGUAUAUGAUGAUGGUAGUAUCAGAAAGCACAGAGGCACUCUGACAGAAAUAGAAUGUCAUGGUGGCAUACUUUGUGCCUUCUUUUUUUUCAUUUGUGGGAAAAAUUACAUGAAUAAAAAUAACCCUUUAUGGCCUCUCUUGCUAGAGGACUAAACGUAAUAGUUUAAGACAAUCUUUCUGUCCUACACUAAAUAACACAAGCCUUAAUUGUCCAAUGGGUGGUCAUCCUAUGAGAAUGCAUAAACCUUUAACUUAAAUAGGAAACCAUGAUAUGUAUAGCUGAAAGUUGCUUUCUGAUUUUUUUUUUUUUUUUUUUUUUUUUUUAAUUCCUGAAUCCCUUGAAAUGUUCCUUAAAGUGGCCUAACCACACUGACCAACAAUGACAAUCUAAUUCACUCGGUCACUCUAAGUGAAUGUAUUUCUCAAUCAGACUCAAAAUCUCAAAGGCCCAAAUGAGCUAAACACAUAUCCUACCUGAUCAUUGUGCAAGUGAAUAAUCAGCUUUUGCCACAAACAAUUGCAAUCAGUGCUUUAUUAGCAUUUUUUUCUUUUGGGUUUUAUUUUAUAUCAGUGUAGAAAAUCCAUGUUAAAAGCAUUUGGCACUUCCGAGCAUAGUGUUUUGUGGCACUGUAAAAUGUUUUCUUCUUCCUUGUGACAGCCUAUCCGGCUGGCCAUGCCGUCCGACAAAACUCUGCUCUUACCCAUGUGUUGUCAUUUUAGCCAUGUCAUAUUUUAAGAAAAAAAAAAGGAUAAUAAAUCUGAUAUAUUUUGAUACA